GAGAGCACGGCGUACGGUGCGGACGGUGCGUCGCAGGAGCAGCUGCCCGCCUACGAGGAGGUUCACGCGCACUGGUUCCACAAGAAGACGAUCGCCGGUAAACUGCAGUGGACGCCGUUCUCUCUCGUCGACUCGAUGCGCCUCGAGGACGUGCAUCAGAUGCUGCUGCGCGGCGAGGCCGUCCCGGGCUUUGUCGCGACGAUGGGAGGCCGCUACGACGUCAGCGUCGAAGAGCGCACGUGCAGCGCUGUCUACUGGCAGGAGACGGUGGCCGAGGUGUGCCGCUGCACGUGGUUCUACCGCGCCGAGGGCGAGACGAUCUUUGUGCCAUAUGACGAGGCGUUCUCGGCGCGCCUCGAGGCCGAGUACCAUGCUGGCGCGACGACGGGCACGUGGAAUCGCCGCCUCGAGUUUCCGAGCGGCGACUCGGUCGUCAUGCACAACCGCGACGUCAUCGUUCACUUUGCUGCCGCCGCCGACGCGCAGCUUGCGGACGAGUGGGGCGCGGUGGAUCGUGACCUCGGGGUCAUGCGGCCGCGCGUCGUCAAGCGCGGCGUCGCUGACGUCGAUGAGAUCGUCAUCGACGACGGCGAGGCGGCGCGCAUCGACCAUCUGGUCUUCGUCGUGCACGGCAUCGGCUCGGUCUGCGACCUGCGCUUCCGCGACGUCAUCGAGUGCACGGACGGCAUGCGGCUGCACGCACGCUCGCUCGUCGAGACGCACUUUUGCGAGGCGGCGGCGGCGGGCGCGUGCGGACGCGUCGAGUACCUCCCCGUGCAGUGGCACACGUCGCUGCACGUCGGCCCCGCGGGCGUAGACCGGCUGCUGAAGGCGAUCACGCUGCCGAGCAUCAGCAAGCUGCGGCACUACACGAACGACACGAUCCUCGACGCGCUCUUCUACACAAGUCCCAAGUACGGCCAGACGAUCGCCGAGGCCGUCACGCACAAGCUGAACCGCAUCUUCGCGCUCUUCCUCGCGCGCAACCCGAGCUUCGACCGCACGCGCGUCUCCGUCGCCGGACACAGCCUCGGAUCGCUCAUCGUAUUCGACAUCCUCGCGCACCAGGGCGAGACACCUGAGGAGGUGGGCGAGGGGGAGGUGGAUUCGCUCGCGGCUGUGCUGCAGGGGAUGGGGUUGGAGGAGUACGGCGCGAUAUUCGAGCGCGAGCAGAUGGAUCUCAACACGCUGAUCAUGUGCGACGCGUCAGACCUGAAGGACCUCGGUGUGCCGAUGGGACCACGCAAGAAGCUGCUCAUCUACAUACAGGAGCACGCGGAGAGGAAGAGGAAGCCAGCGAAGAAACCCCUGCAGCAGCAGCAGCAGCAGGAGAAGCCAGACGCUGGACAGCAGGAGAAGCUGGAGUUUGGCGGUAGUUCAUUGUCGACGGCGUCGGCAGCGUACACGAUGGGGCAGGUGGCUGUGGCCUACCCGAAACUCGACUUUAACCUGUGCGCCUUCUUCGCGCUUGGAUCGCCGAUCGCUGUCUUUCUUACCGUUCGGGGCGUAAACGAGGUGUGUGAGGACUACAGACUACCGACAUGCCCGGGUUUCUUCAACAUCUUUCAUCCAUUUGAUCCGGUCGCGUAUCGAAUCGAACCGAUGAUCAACAAGUCUUUUGAUUUGAAGCCAGUGCUCAUUCCACAUCACAAGGGAAGAAAACGAAUGCAUCUAGAGAUCAAGGAGAACAUGGCUAGAAUAGGUUCCGACAUCAAGCAGCAGCUGAUGGAGACAUUUAGGAGCACCUGGCACACGGUGGCUGAGUUCACACGCUCGCACACCCUCGGGCAAGAACAGAUGGACGCUGUCCAGAAGGCUGUGAUGGACAGUGCGAUAGAGGACAUGAGCAAAGAACAGGGGGUCAUAGAGUUAGGCAAACAAACCUUGUGGGAAAGUUUCCCCUAUGUCCUAACAUUAGUGUUGUGA
This is a messenger RNA of Priapulus caudatus, 1926 nucleotides long. RefSeq names its product SEC23-interacting protein-like. The record is from RefSeq and is a predicted model, not a curated record. The transcript is spliced from 5 exons. Gene Ontology annotation, molecular function: metal ion binding; protein binding. The annotation marks the transcript as partial. Gene Ontology annotation, cellular component: COPII-coated ER to Golgi transport vesicle. Lineage: Eukaryota; Metazoa; Priapulida; Priapulimorpha; Priapulimorphida; Priapulidae.